AUGGUUGAUCGUCAUCGGAUUCCAUAUCAGACUCCACCAUCAAGCCCUUACAGGUAUCCUCCAUCCAAGAGUCCUGAUGUAUCUCCGCCGAAGGGUGGUCUACCUAGGUCUUCCCAGCCAGAUCCUCGGCCUCAGAAGACUUCGUCAGCGUCUGGUCCCCGAGCUUCAUCUACCCAGAGAGGGGAUCCCCCGAGGGGUUCUCGGUAUGCUUUUUACCGUCCUUAUUCUCCUCAACGUGCUGACCGGAUGAAUACGCCAUCUCCUUCUCCUCAAUGUGCUGACCCGAUGAAUGCGCCACCUCCUACUCCUCAACGUGCUGAACCGCUAGAUGUGCAGCCUCUUCGUUCUGUUGCCCCUGCUACGAAUUCUUCUCAGAAGUCUACGGUCCCACCAUCUACUGCUCCGGUGAAGGGGAAGUCUGCCAAAGGUGUUGUGUCGAAGGCUGACCCCUCGAGAAAUCCGCCAACUAAGAGGAAAGCUUCGGAUAUGAGUCCCCCGAAGAGGCCAUCGUCGGAUAAAGACGAUGAAUCUGAUGUUGCCCCAGUUAUACGAAGCGUCUCAGUUGGUAAGAAGAAAGUUACUUUUAAACACAUAGAUCUCGAGGCGUUCAAGUUAAAACACGAGCUCGAAGCUUUCGACGUUAAGUUUUACGCUCCUGAUGACGAUCUUACUUAUGACUUGAUUAAGAAUUAUAAGUACGAUGACUUUCAUCUCCUGACAACCGUGGGGGCCUUUGAGGCUGGCCUUAUGCUUCCCUUGUAUAAAUCAUGA
This is a messenger RNA of Papaver somniferum (opium poppy), 771 nucleotides long. RefSeq lists its product as uncharacterized. The transcript has a single exon. The record is from RefSeq and is a predicted model, not a curated record. The coding region runs from base 1 to 771 and encodes 256 amino acids. NCBI's taxonomy places the organism in Eukaryota, Viridiplantae, Streptophyta, Magnoliopsida, Ranunculales, Papaveraceae.